Molecule: messenger RNA, 2705 nt
Organism: Armigeres subalbatus
Lineage: Eukaryota; Metazoa; Arthropoda; Insecta; Diptera; Culicidae
Exons: 3
Coding region: 408-2582 (724 amino acids)
Source: RefSeq, a predicted model, not a curated record
CCGUGCGCGCGCGUUGUGGCUCACUAAAAUUGUUUUGGUAUAGUGCAUGUGAGCUACUCUGCUGUACAAUGGUCCAUGGUCCAUGCAUAUCUUCAUAAUAACUCCAAACAUUAUAACAACACAUCUGUACGAGUGCAGCCUGGCCAUUGACUGGCAGACUUUUGGUAGAGUGGGCACCAUUCAAGUAGUGUCGUAUAUACGGAGGCGAUGUCGUUGGGCGCCGUCUUCGAUCGCGAAACUGCGGUCGGGAAACAUCUCUGAGGCCGCUGCUACAAAUUUGAUAUUAUUAUAUAAAAUUACGAAAGAGUGGAAAACGGUCCGUUCGAACAGCGUGUGGUUGAUUUCUGCAGGUUGCGGGAAAAUCUUUGUAAUAUGUUCAGUGCACUCUACGAGCUUAAGCAGGAAAUAUGACAAGUGUUACGGUAGUGGCCGUAGUUUUAUUGGGCCUUCAACUAUGGGGUUGUAGUCAUGCCAUAACUGUUUAUAGUGACAAGAAAGUUUCUGCCAGUGAGAAAGAACGUAAAACGGAGAGUUUAACAUUUUCUGCUAACGGUGAAGAUCAACUAAUAUUCAGCGAUACAAGAUUUCCAGUGCGUAAUGGAGAAAUCGGGAAAGCAUCAGGUGCAAUAAGAAGAGUCAUUGAUACGGAUGGAGCAGAAGAAUUUUUUGAGUCUGGUUGGCGACCAGUAUCCGGGUCUGAUUUGCAACAACUUCUGAGAAAAUUAUCGGAUCAAAUACCUCAUGAAUCGGUGCACAAAGCGCGGAUGGUUGCACAGCCGUGGAAUAAAACUACAAGAUUCAUUCGGUUCUCAGAAUCUGAUACAAUGAGAAAUCCUGCGUUUAUUCCAACAACUAUGAAGACUACAAUACCUUCGUCAAAUAAUGUCAUAUUUAAAGAUAUUUCUUCCGAAGAAGAACUUUCUUACGAAGACUCAUUUGAAGGACUGAACGUUGGUGAAGUGAAUCUGGUAAAAAAUCAUAUUACUAUUACGCCCAGAAUGUUCAAGUUUGAUGAAAAUGAUGGAAUGAAGUUUAAAGACGAUUCGCCAGAAUCAUUUGAAACUAGCCAAGGCCAAUCAGAAUCGAACAUUGAAGAAUCGAAAGAAUCUGCUAACUAUGAGGUGUAUGUGCUGGAAAAUCUGUUGAAAAAAUCGAAUUCGUCGUUCCAAGUUGAUGAUACCAUUAAUGAUAUCUCGAGUAACACGCAAUCACGAAUUCUACAACCAGAAAAUAAUAUUCCAAAUUCGGAUAACAAAUUUCCAGUGCCAUCGAGAAAUGUUAGUCGAUUCUUUCGAUUUGAUGAAACUGAUACAGUCCCGGAAACAAACCGAGUAAGCACCUUCAAAUUCCAGGAGAAUCAUUCAUCGCGAGAUGAUUUUAAAUUUCCUCGAAAUGAUGAAACUAGCAGCAGAGAUAUAUACCGCAACACUGGAGAGCCGUUCAAGUUUCGCGAAACCGACAGUAGGCCGCAAAAUUCCGUAUCGUCGCCAAUGCGAUUUGAGCAAACCGUCUCUGAGCCUCCAAGAUUUUUCCACGGUGACCAAUCCUCGCCUCAAAGUUCUUCAGAUCAGUUCUACACGGUGAAUGCUAUGAUUCAAAUUGAUGGAUCCGAUAACGCUGUUAUAACUCCACCAACUGUGCCUAUCGCUACUAGGAGGCCGAAGAAAAAGAAGGGAAAAAUUUACUCUCAAAAUGGAUUUGAACAUCGAAAGCAGGACGGUUUUAAUUACCAAUAUCCACAGGAUUACGGAAAUUAUCUUCAGGGCGAUCAACAACUAUCUCCCAACCAGUACCAACCACCAUCUAGCCAAUACCAAGGAAAUUAUCAAAUUCCACCAACUCCACAGAAUAUCCCCAUUAGCAAUUACUAUCAAAACUUGGGUCCCGCUAACCCAGGAACACCAUUCGAUCCCAAUAGUUACUAUAUCCAAAACUAUCUCGCUAACUAUCCUUACCCUCAACAACCCCAAGCUGAGGCAUCAGCAUCCUACCCUGCAAUCUAUCCCCAGCAACAGAACGUGCCAACGAAUCUCAUCAACGGAGGACAAUCCGACAGCCCCAUAAGUGCCCAAAGUGUCCUCGGUUUCCUCCAGAGCAUAUUCAACUUUGCUCCGGGCACGUUCGGUAACAGUGGCCCAACGCAACCUGGCCUACCGCCGUCUGGUUUCGGUGGAGCACCCGCGCAGCAGCACUAUCCGGUUCCUAGUGGCUCGGCGUCUCCCAUCGUGGCCGCCAGCAGUCAACUUCGCAAGGCGCUGGACAACAUUGCCGAAAAUGACGAGCUGCAGUGCGUGCCGAAGCUGAUCUGCAUGAUGUCCAGACGGUCCAGCGGGCAGGGAUUCGGCACCUACGUUAAUCGGGGACUGUUGAGCACGGUUCUGAGUGCCGUUCCUGACAGUUCACCUUGGCUCAAGUUCUCUCGAGCCGCACUACUCGGCUACGGUAUUGGGGCCAACAGCUGUGAUGUGUACUACCCCAAGUGCCCCAAGGAUGAGCCAGAGAUCAUCCACUACCUGAAUAAUCACCGGGGAGGUUUCUUCCGCUUCUUCAAUGAUGACCACAAAAAUUCCAGCAGUGGUUGAAUAGGAUCGUGCCAAACGUGAACGCUUAAAACUAAAACAAUGCUUACAUUCUAACUCAUAGUUAAGAUAAGGAAGAAAGUGUGAUUAUUUAUUGAAUAGGUAGAUACGAAUAAAAAACGAAAU